AUGUCCGGCUACAACAACGAGUACUACGGCCAGCAGCAGGGCGGCUACUACAACAACAACCAGGGUGGCUAUGGCCAGCAGGGGGGCUACGGCCAGGAGCAGUACGGCCAGCAGCAGCCCCCGUACGGCCAGCAACAGGGCUACGGCCAGGAAGGUCAGCAGCAACACUACCAGCAACAGGGCUACGGCCAGCAAGAAGGCUACGGCCGUCAGGAACAACCCGCCUAUGGCCAGCAAGGCGGCUACUAUGACCAGCAGAACCAGUCUUCCUACGGCCAACAACAGCAACAAUACGGCCAGGAAGGCCACCAGUACGGCGAACGCCAAGGUUACGAGAACCAAGGCCAGGCUACCUCCGGUGAAGGCCAGGAUGGCGAGCGUGGUCUAGGCGGUGCGCUUGCCGGCGGUCUGGCUGGUGGUUUCGCCGGCCACCAGGCACACCACGGCAUUCUGGGAACGAUCGGUGGCGCCAUCAUGGGCAGCAUCGCCGAGGACUUCAUCAAGGAAAAGCGACACAACAACAACCAGGGUGACCAGGGCAGCCAGGGCGGUUACGGCCAAUACUUCCAGAAGUUCGGACGAUUCGCCUCGACUGACACAGCUCCGCCUACCACGACGACCACACUAGCAGAACUGGAAUAUCCUUUGCUUCCUGAGGAUGGCCUAGUCGAGGCCACCGAGGUGUCGGACGUGCCGUCGGCUACAAAUGCUGGGCCUGCAGUUGACAGUCGCAAAGCUUUUAUGAAAGCAGCCAAACAUCGCCAAAAGCUGCAAAAAAUCGGUACUUCCGUAUCGCAAAAAUAUGACCCGAACCACCUCCUCAAGAACCCACCCAAGCCAGCAGACAUCACCCUCGAGCUGCUCCUAGCCUCUCAAACGCAUCUCGGACACACCACAUCGCGAUGGAACGCGCUCAAUUCGCGCUACAUAUUCGGUAUCCGCGAGGGAGUGCACAUCAUCUCCCUCGACGCCACAGCCGCCUACCUUCGGCGUGCCGCCAAGGUAGUUGAAGAAGUAGCUCGACGCGGCGGCCUCAUCCUCUUUGUCGGCACACGCGAAGGGCAAAAGGACAGCGUUGUCCAAGCUGCCGAGCUGGCCCAAGGAUACCAUGUCUUCGAGCGCUGGAUUCCCGGCAGUCUGACCAACGGACAGCAGAUUCUCGGCAACUGCGAGAUCAAAGUGGUCAAUGCCUUGGACAAGGAACUCACCGAAUACCAGCAGUACAUGGCUGACCGGCCGGCCCUGAAACCUGAUCUGGUGAUUUGUCUCAAUCCGAUUGAGAAUGAAGUGUUGCUGCAUGAGUGUGGGCUAAAUAAUAUUCCGACGAUUGGUAUCAUUGAUACCGACGCGGAUCCGACUAGAGUCACGUACCCGAUUCCGGCGAAUGAUGAUAGUUUGCGGUGCGUGCAGCUCGUUGCUGGUGUUUUGGGUAGGGCUGGUGAGGAGGGUCAGCGGCGACGAUUGGAAGCGGCUUCUAGUGGUGUUUUGACGUACAAGCCUGUCAAGGAGAGCGAUAUCAAGCCUGCAUCGGAGAUUGAAGCCUGA
Talaromyces atroroseus is the source of this 1545-nucleotide messenger RNA. RefSeq lists its product as hypothetical. Gene Ontology annotation, molecular function: structural constituent of ribosome. The record is from RefSeq and is a predicted model, not a curated record. Gene Ontology annotation, biological process: translation. The coding region runs from base 1 to 1545 and encodes 514 amino acids. Gene Ontology annotation, cellular component: mitochondrial small ribosomal subunit; outer membrane; ribosome. The transcript is spliced from 4 exons. Lineage: Eukaryota; Fungi; Ascomycota; Eurotiomycetes; Eurotiales; Trichocomaceae.